Molecule: messenger RNA, 4150 nt
Organism: Scleropages formosus (Asian bonytongue)
Lineage: Eukaryota; Metazoa; Chordata; Actinopteri; Osteoglossiformes; Osteoglossidae
Gene: and1
Product: actinodin1
Exons: 6
Coding region: 1259-3256 (665 amino acids)
Source: RefSeq, a predicted model, not a curated record
AUUUCCUAAUUACAUAUGGGAUUCCGGAAUGGCCUGAGUCAGCUACACACGAUUCAUAGCUCUUUUAUUUCUGUACAGAGCAGCACAUCCCACCGCCAGCUCAUGGUUAUCAGUUGCAUUCCAUGCAAACAGAACCAAAAUCAGAGCAGGUCUGUCUACCUCCUAGGAGCUCUCUCGAACCAGAUGAUUUGCUCAUUUGCUUCACAGUUAAAAGCUUUGGAGUAACUACUGAUUCAAGUUUCUGCUUCUCUAAUUAAAAUCCAUAAAUUAGCCCUGCAGCAUCCACCCUUAUUAACGUACUCUCCGUGGCCCCUAGUCCAGGCCCUCUCCCUCUGUCUGGCCUCUUACUGACUCUCUGCACAAGUUGUUUGACCUUCCAGAAUGUUCCCAUGUAUCUACCCUCCUCGUCUCCUCUGGCUUCCUAUAGCUGCCCAAAUUAAGUUCUACGCUCUGGUUACGGCUCUGCCCCUCACUCGGAACUGCUGAAUUCCACUCCUCAUUCAAAAAAUCUCAAAAUAUCUUUCGUGCCCAUUUAUACAUACACAUAUAUAUAUAUAAACAUACAUACACAUCUUAAAUAUCAAUUCUGUGUACAGCUGCUCCUGUAAUUUACGUGAGCGGAAAGGUGAUAUUGGAUAAAAUGACUACUUUGUCAAUUGUGUGUCUGCGUCCAUUUCCAUCUGUUGAUGAAGUGCGCUUUUGUACGUCUCUUUGGAGAAAAGCAUCUGCCAAAGGAACAGAUGUAAUAAUGUAUUACAAGUGCGCCUGUGUCUCACACACACUUGUCAGGCACAGCAAAUGUCAGAGUCUUGUUGACAGGAAGAAAUGCAGAUGUUACCUUAUCCAAUCUUAUCCUAAAACUGCCUCCCUUUUUGCUGGAUGAUUCUUUCUUCUCUUUUUUCCAGGUGUUCGCAUCUGUUUAAGGCCUAAACGUCCCUUUGAAGGCUGCAGGGUCAGCAGGGGGGAAGUGCUUAUGUAGCAUCUUUGCACAGCCUAGAAUUCAGCUGUAUGUCAAACGUGGCAGGAAGAAAAUUACAGCCUGUUAAUCUCCAAGAUACUGUUUUUAUAGUUUUCCCUUGUUUUACCACUUAGCGUUGUCUUUCUGCUGCUUGCUCUCACACCUAAUUACACACUCCCAUUGGCUGGCUGUUUCCAGUGGCCUUAACCAAUCGCACUGUAGCUAAGAGCAAAUCCCCUGCUGCGGGAGACACCUUUUGGUUUUAAUUAUCCAAAGGGGUGUAUAAAAUGCUGCCUCGCCAUGGGCUGCUGCCACUCUCCGUCCGGAAGCCAUUGCAGAGGUACGGUUCAAAAGGACUCGGGUUCCGUUGGCCAACUGCCCCCGUGUCCAAAGAGCAAGGUGCUUGUGAAUGCACUCUCCCUCGGAGGGUCCUCGCUCAAUUCCAGGAACUACGGACCAAAGACCAUCUUCCUAACCUGCAAGGGGACCGGGGACAAGCUGAUGAUGGCUCGCUGUGGAGGCCCGUCCUUUUCCUUUCUCUCCACUGGUCUGCUGCUCACAACGGCACUCUUACCAGCUCUCCUGGUUGCUGGUCCAAUGGGGCAGCGCCCAAAAGGAGAUGCUGGAGAUGCCAGCGAAGGGCAGAUGGACGAUGACUCUUCUCUCAAAAAGAUGACACGGAACAGAAGAAACAUCAGCUGGUAUAAGCAGCACUCGGACUUCUGGAGUUGGUACAAGUACUUCACGGACACGGGAAAUCAGAAGGGAGUUCAGGAUCUCGACCGCAUUUACCUUUCAUACCUGCAAAACAAGAACAGGGCAGAGGGGCGCCGAUCCUACGACCUGUACCUGCGUCACCUGGGCGAGAUCUACAAGUCCUGCGCCGAGUCGGAUAACCCCGACUGCGUCACCUCCUACAUGAGCAGACCCAAAGGCAGGGAAGAGGCGUCCAGGCCUGCUCCCGUGAAGGCCUGCGACCCUUACAGGGACCCCUACUGCCUUCGGUCUCGGGGCCGUCUUGCCGCCAUGGCUCCGGCAGGGGUUAAAGGGCCAGCCCCCAUUCGGGCGCCUGCCGCUCAGGCUUCGGCUCCGGCUCCAGCCAAGUCCACGGGUUUGGGGAGCUACUACUACUACGCUCCUGUCGCGCAGCCCUUCCUGUCGGCCCAGCAGCAGGCAGAGCUGCUGCGCAUCUGUGAUGCCAAGGAUGUCGAAUGUCUGCAAUAUCACUUGCGCGCUGCCUACGGCUACAGGGCAGCCUCGGCUCCAGCGCCAUCGUACGCGCACCUCGGCUGCGACCCCGGGAGAGACGCGAAUUGCGAGCCGAGGGCAGCGCUAAAGAGCCCGUCGGACUCGUACCACUCGUAUCCGACCUGUGACCCAAACUAUGACCCGUACUGCAUACCGUCCUCCGCCCCCGCAGAGCAACCUUGCAACCCUGUCUUUGACGACAACUGCAAUCCUCUCACCGCGUCCAAGCUGUCGAGCCGCCGCAAAGCUGAGCACGAGAGUGACCUGAGGGACGAGCCGGUGUCCAGCGCUGCCUGCGACCCCCAUUACGACCCCUACUGCCUGUACAAUUCGGCAGCAGCGCUGCAGAAGCAGCCCGGCUCCCCGCCUCACGCCGUGCCCCACGUCCCGCUCGGAGCCGAAGAGGAAUCCCGUCACCACCUGGGGCCGCGGGGAAAGACCAAGGAGGGCUAUGACUGCUACAUGUUCUACGACAAGGAGUGCCUCCCGCUGGGCGCUCAGGACAACAGUCAGGCAAGUGGGGCGAGCCUCUUGCGCAGGGCCCCCGCCAGAACUUCCUACGAAGACACUGGGAGCAACUGCCACCCGUACAACCCUGCGUGCGGAAGGAAGGCCCCUCAGCACAGCGCUGCCGGCGAGGCCUAUGAGCCCCACCUGAACCCCGAUGGCACCCGGAACGGCGUCGUUGAACCGGACCCGGACUGCGACCCUGAGUACGACCGCAAUUGUCGCCUGCGACGUGCAGAUGAGCCCAAAGUCCCUACUGGUGCCGUGGCUCGUGACACGCGACGAGAGGAAGAAGGUGGCCCGAGGGAGCGGCAGGACGAGCAGACGCGGCACAAGGAGCCCUUCCGGGAGACGCCAGGCUACGAUGAGCAGCGUUACGAGCCCUACCAGAGCGGCCAGGAGGAGCCUUACGCAGCCUAUCCUCCCCAGGAGCACAUGGCCACACGGCUGGAGGAGUUCAUGGGCGAAUAUGGAGAGCAGGUGCCCAAGUACGACGACUCGCAGGACCGCCGCUUUUACAGUGGAGAGUACAGAAAGAAGUAAGAAGAGUGACAAACACAGACAAACGUCGUGAAAGAGCCUGUAGAUCGCACACACGCAGGGAUGUGAGAAGAAAAUUGGUUGCAGGAAAGUGCUCUGAUGAUACCUGGCAGUUCCCCUACAGCGAGCUCUGCUGUGCAAGUGGAACACGGUAAAAGAUGUAUUACACUCACACUGUAGUGACAUGUUUUUCUGGGUUAGAAUCCCUGUGACGUUACAGUCUGUGCCGUGUACUCGUUUGUUGUCAGUAUACAGCCUGUGUUUUCCUCUGUUCUUGUCUGUUAAAUUGCAGUUUUCACCCCCUCCCUCGAACAAAAAGAGUAAUAAAAACAUGUCCCUCCUUUGCUAAAUUUGCAAUUAUUCACCUGGUUUUUAUGAUGAUUUUUCUUUUACAAAUAUUUUAAAGAAAAAAUGUGCCAAAAACACUUGGCACUUUAUAUGAGCUUUAGUGGAUUUAUUUUUAUUUCACCAUGGACCGUAACUUCCUCAUACCACUAUGUGGUGGGAAGAGGAGCACAAAGGUCUCUGGAGAUGAACUUGUAAACUUGAGGUUGUGAAUGAUUAACUCGAGUAAUGACAUCCUCAGACUGUUCCUUGUUGCUCUUUGUUUGCACCCUGCUCAGUGAGGUACACUCAUGUAAACCAGGAGAAUGAUUCCUCCUCUCUGUUCAAGUAAUUUUAUAUAGCAGGUCAUCGCAUGUUUUAAAGUAAAGGAAAAUCUAAUUUAAUUGUGUCCAAUUAUUCCAAACUGCACUUAGAAGGCACCAAUAAUAAUAUCUGGACCUGUUCAGUAAGGCCAGAUGUAGUAAAUUGUGCUUUUUUGCUUCGUUCCACUCCAAAGCGAAGUUGUCAGGAGCACUUCCGUUGAGAGCAAUAAUUGUAAUUAGUGUGUUGAUA